Penicillium verhagenii is the source of this 2592-nucleotide messenger RNA. It is a transcript of the gene facB, whose product is annotated as C6 transcription factor FacB/Cat8. The transcript has 4 exons. Bases 1 to 2592 code for a protein of 863 amino acids. Gene Ontology annotation, biological process: regulation of DNA-templated transcription; DNA-templated transcription. Lineage: Eukaryota; Fungi; Ascomycota; Eurotiomycetes; Eurotiales; Aspergillaceae. The record is from RefSeq and is a predicted model, not a curated record. Gene Ontology annotation, molecular function: DNA binding; DNA-binding transcription factor activity, RNA polymerase II-specific; zinc ion binding.
AUGCCCGGAAUUUUACCCAUGAAAGUGAUCAAGGUCGGCGGCACAGGCGUACAAAGUCGAAUCGCCCAAGCCUGUGACCGUUGUCGAAGCAAAAAAAUCCGCUGCGAUGGUAUUCGACCAUGCUGUACACAAUGCGCCCAUGUCGGAUUCGAAUGUAAAACGAGCGAUAAACUGAGCCGUCGGGCCUUCCCUCGAGGAUAUACUGAGUCUUUGGAAGAGCGAGUGCGCGCUCUGGAAACCGAAGUGAAAGAGUUGAAGGGCUUGCUAGACGAGAAAGACGAGAAGAUUGACGUUUUGUCGCGGAUACACUCUUUUUCGCCAUCGCAACGCGCGGCCCCCAUUCGAUCCCCCUCCACAUCCACGACAAUUCAAUCUACCCCGGAUGAAUACGAGGGCGUCAUUGAGGUCGAAAAAGUGGCUCGCCAAUCUCCGAUGCAAUCUUCCGAUAAUCCCUUUACCGCCCUAUGCAGCACUCAAGGCUUUGCCGGGGUACUGACGGAUGCCUUGUUGAGCCAAGGAAAAUCGACAGCGAAACUUGCAACGAAUGCGCUGACAAAAUUGUCUCCCCCCGUGUCUCGUGGCAUGCUCAACCAGCCUAUCAGGACUCCACCUCGUCUGGUAUCCGACCAACUUAUUAAUAUAUUUUUCCAAGAAUGGGCGCCUUUGUACCCGGCAGUGCAUCGUCCAACCAUUUUGAAGGCUUAUGAGCAGUAUCUGAAUGGCUCGGACUCAUUGAGAAACGACGUUCAUAUGAUGGCUCAGUUGAAUUUGAUAUUCGGAAUUGCGGCUCUUUCGUCGAGUUCAAGAACUAACCAAGACCCUGCCUUUUUUGAGGAGAAUUGGUCAACUCCCGUGGAUUCAUUUUCCGGCGAAACAUCAAUGAAGAGUUUACAGUGUCUCGUUCUCGCCCAGGUUUACUGCAUGACUAAGACCGACUACCGCAGCCUAUUGCGCUAUCGUGCUCUGGCUGUGGAUGUUUGUCAUCAGCUUGGACUUCAUCAAAAUGUCGAGGCAUCGAACCCGCUGGAAGCGGAAACCCACAAGAAAGUUUUCUGGUGUCAAUAUGUGCUUGACCGCUUCACGUCUGCUCUGACGGGGAUGCCAGUUCUUCUGCGCGAGUCUGAUAUUGAGACUGAAUAUCCUAUCGAUGUCGAUGACGAGUACGUUACCGAGACCGGCUUUUUGCCAACUCUCCCUGGCGAGUCCACCCGUCUUUCUAGUGCCCUUGCGCUUUUCGGGGUCUCCCGAAUUUUGAACAAGGCUUUGGAGGACCUGUACCCUUCUAAAGCUGGUUAUAAAAUUUAUGUGUCAAAGAUGCGUGUUGUGACAGAGCAGUUGGAUGGAUGGCUCCAAACGCUACCUCCUCACCUUCGCCUUGAGUUCUCUCAAGACAAGCCCAGCACCAAUGUGACAAGCAGUCGCUCGCCCCUUUUGUCUCUUGUGUACUUCUUCAUCCGCUCCCUGAUUCAUCGCCCUGCCGUGUGUUUCGCCGACGAAAAUCUGCGUUCUCGAUCAGUUCUAGCAUUGGCCGAUUCCUCGAAGCAUACCAUUCAAAUUUUGCAACUACUUGAUGAACGGCGGCUGUGUCUCUCGUUUAGUUUCAACCGCAAAGAAUUGUUGUUUUUCUCUGGCCUUGGAAUUCUGUGGCAGACCAUGGGCCUAAAGCGCGAUAGCAAGCUGGCAAAAGAGAGUCAGAAACUCCUCGCCACGGCGGCCCAGCAAUUGGAAGCAGAGUCGACUGCAGCGGCUGCUGAAUUUGGUCAGCUCAUUAAUACUUUGAUGCCAUUCGACAAGCAAGCACAUGCGAUGGCAGCUCCUGAUAAACCAUCCAGAUCUCCGAAGAAGCAUCUUCAAUCACUCAAAUCUCGUAUUUCAUCCGGCAUGGGUCGAAACCAAGCUAAGCAGGCCUCACCUUCACGACGGAAUACAGUCUCGGGCGCCACUGUCCCGGACGUUGCUCAAUCUCUUCGAUCUCCUAGUUGGAACAGCCUACCCCCUCCACAACAGGAUCAUAUGUCGAACCCACAACAUUUUCAAAAUGUUAGACAUUCUUUGGAUCUUUCCUCGGAUGCUCACAUGAUGUCAUCUACGGGGUACGAUUACAGUCGAGACUUCUCCAGCUCAACCCCAUCCGAUGCCACGAAUGGCGCCAUCACAAUGGCAGAUUGGGAGUAUGUUCUUAGUGAUAUGGAUCGGGGAUAUUCAAACAUCUUCACUGGAAUAUAUGGUGGCAAGGAAUGCGGAGAAGACCCCGGACCUUUUGCAUCUAUCACGGCUGAGUAUAACCGGAAGCCCAAUGAUGGCACGCUCGCCAUUCCUUCCCCGACCGAUAUGGUCAAAUUAUCACCCGAGUCGUGGUCCGCCAGCAGUGGGGACUUUGCGCCCCACCAGGAGCAUACCGCACAGAGCGUAUUGAGUUACUCGGGGGAAAGUAUGAGCAGUGAGGACAAUCUGCAGUCACUCGGCGAUAUUUCGGGCCGCCCGGAGGAUAUGGGUCUUUUUGAUCCAUUUCAGUCACUUUCAAUGCCGCCUAAAGAAGACAUUGAUGAGCUGGCUCUAGUCAACGGUUGGGACCGUCGGCUAGUUGUUUGA